AUGCUACGUGGCACACGGCUCAUGUUGAUGAUGCAGUUGCACUCUCUCCCAACGCCAAAUCCUUCUUGUUACACUUUUCAUAUCCCAUCAUCCACGUACGACAACUUUAUUCCGGAUGGUCAGACAUGCGAUGUUGCGCAUAUGGGCCUUGCGUGGGUUCAUCCGCUUAGUCAGGGUAUCUUCGAACAGUACCCGCAGGAGGUAGCGAGUGUCUUCAUUGCUCCCCGGCAUACGUCCAUAACGGUACAUCCCCACGUCGACUGGAAUAAAUUGGAGUGGAGUAUCAGUUCUUUUAUCGGGCAUUACCUUGUCUUCACAAACGCAUGCUUUCCUGCCGCAGCAGAAUAUGCUUUGCUUGAGGAUGACCUUGUGAUCCACGAGGAUGACUCAGAGGUUUUGCAGUGCAUUAAGGAGUUGGUGCGGGAACAGGUGCGCCCAAUGGUUCAGCGUGACGGUGGUGACGUGAAACUCCUUAACUUCAACGAAAAAACAGGCGUUGUAUCACUUGCUAUGCUCGGUGCGUGCCGCACCUGUCCAUCAUCACAAAACACGUUAAAGGAUGGUGUGGAGCGACUAUUGAAGCACUUCUUGCCGGAGGUGAAGGAAGUAGUGGAGGCGAAAGGGCAUGCAUUCUACGAGGAAUACGGACUUUUGUUUGAUUCGGAGAAGGCACUCCGCGAAGAAGCUGCUCGUGUAGACGCAGUGCGCCGGAGAAAAAUUUCUAUCUACACCACGGCGCCACUCAUGCCUUUCGAGGCGUUGAAUGAGCCCGAUGGGGAUGAGUGA
Molecule: messenger RNA, 786 nt
Organism: Trypanosoma brucei brucei TREU927
Lineage: Eukaryota; Euglenozoa; Kinetoplastea; Trypanosomatida; Trypanosomatidae
Product: HIRA-interacting protein 5, putative
Exons: 1
Coding region: 1-786 (261 amino acids)
Biological process (GO): iron-sulfur cluster assembly
Cellular component (GO): mitochondrion
Molecular function (GO): iron ion binding; iron-sulfur cluster binding
Source: RefSeq, a predicted model, not a curated record